AUGCCUCGGGUGCGCACAAGGGACGGCUGUUGGACCUGCAGAGAUGCCGGGUAUAAAUGUGACGAAAAGAAGCCUCGUUGCGGUCGCUGCGCCAGACUAGGGAUUGACUGCCAGGGAUACGGAAUACGGUGUCGAUGGCGACAAGUCCAGCCGUCGCUCUCCCCUAAACGCAAGAAACCACCAUCUCGAUCACCGUCCUCUUCAUCUGUAUGGAAUGCUGAUUUCCGCCAUACUACUUCCUAUUUUUCAGCUGCCACGCAGGAAAAUGAGGCUGUACGCACUACAAAACAAGCGAACAGUAGUCUCGUCUUCCUCGGCCUUCACUCCGAUAUCAGUCCCUACCACCGCCGACUGCUACACCACUGGAGCGAAUGCCUGUCCGGCUUUAUUACCGCGUCUGCACGGCAUGGAGAGGUGAACCCUCUCCAGAUCCACCUCGGUGGCACAGUGUUUGUCCCUGGCGCUUUGCAGUCUAUCGUACUGUCGAUGUCCGCCCGCCAUUUGGCUCUGCUGACAGCUGAUAGUUACCUUGAUCUGACAGGCUACCGAUAUCAGCAAAAUGCCAUCAGUCAAUUACAAAAGCUUAUCCAACAUCCUGUCUACUGUUAUUCAGAAACGACCCUCGCCACUGUCAUGAUGAUGUUGGUAUAUUCCCGUCUCUUCGCAGAGGCUCAGGGCGUGUCUUCUGCAAAUAACCAUCUCCUCGGAGCCAAGGCAAUUAUUGCACGAGGUUCAGAGUCAGGAUCUCCAUCAUACUCGCCUACUAGAAGGUUCCUACUAAGUUUAUUUGCGUACCAUGAUAUCCUAUCCUCUAUAUCGCGCCGUGCGAAGCCUUUUAUGGAGUAUGCACCAGACAUAUCUACUAUCGAAGACGCAGCAUCUCUUCACCGAAUAUCGACGGUGCUCCAUCUUGUAGCACGCAUCAGCCAAGUACAUGAUAUGAAGGUGGCCGAAGAAAUCAAACGUUCCAGAGAUGUUGGCCCUGGUGAUGAGUCUGAUCUUCUUGCUGCCGCGAUCGAGAGAGGCCUUCUAGAUCUGGAAUACCGUAUUGAAGACCAAUCUGAUCGAAUACUCCACAUUGAAUAUACCGCGCAAGCUUACCGCCACGCAGCCUUGGUGUAUCUCUAUCGCGUUUGGCACAAUGUCGGCGCGCCGCAUCCGACUACAUCAGACCACGUCCGUCGGUGUCUGAAUUUCCUAUCCCAGGUCCCGACAGACUCCCCACUUAUCUCUGUCCACACCUGGCCACUAUUUACCGCUGGGUGUGAGUCAAUUCUACCAGCUCAGAGGCAAUUUGUUCAGUCUCGGCUAGAUGACAUGUUCGUCGUCCGUCGAUUCCCCUCUUUGAAAAACCUAAAGAGCGACAUUGAAAACGUAUGGAAAGGAAAGAUGCAGCUCAUGAAAUGUCAGGGCUGGACGGCAUGUCGCGGGUGGAUUGCAUCCAGGUUCUUCUGCACGGCCACGGGAGAGAGGCCAAUCUAG
This is a messenger RNA of Penicillium riverlandense, 1482 nucleotides long. RefSeq names its product Zn(II)2Cys6 transcription factor. The coding region runs from base 1 to 1482 and encodes 493 amino acids. The record is from RefSeq and is a predicted model, not a curated record. Gene Ontology annotation, biological process: positive regulation of transcription by RNA polymerase II. NCBI's taxonomy places the organism in Eukaryota, Fungi, Ascomycota, Eurotiomycetes, Eurotiales, Aspergillaceae. Gene Ontology annotation, cellular component: nucleus. The transcript has a single exon. Gene Ontology annotation, molecular function: zinc ion binding; transcription cis-regulatory region binding; DNA-binding transcription factor activity, RNA polymerase II-specific.